This is a messenger RNA of Diuraphis noxia (Russian wheat aphid), 1340 nucleotides long. RefSeq lists its product as uncharacterized. Lineage: Eukaryota; Metazoa; Arthropoda; Insecta; Hemiptera; Aphididae. The record is from RefSeq and is a predicted model, not a curated record.
UGGCGGGUCCGCUGCCCAACCAUGACCGCUGUUGAAUUCUGGACUCUGUCGAUCAGUUUACAUAAAUUUAUAAGUAUUAUUAUAAGUCAGCUUAGUUUUUUUUCGGUUCGACUGUUAUAAUAAUUUGUAUUUGUUCGUUAAUCCGUAUUCCUUAUUAUAAAACUAAUCUUAAUAAACAUAUUUACUAAGGUUUAAUACACGAGUAUUUACCCGUUGAUUACACUGCAAGUGUUUGUAACAAAGGUCAAGCAUUAUAUUUUGAAAAGUAUAGGUACCCAGUGUGGUGUGCACGCGACGCGAUGAUUGUGAACGUGACAAAACUUCAGCAAAUCAUGAGCUUUGUGGUACUGGCCGCAGUGAUAGUGGCCGGCGUGCAAUGUUUCAAUCAUGAGGCCGAAAAACGGGUUAUAAUCAACAGCAAUGACAGUCCUAUGCGGAUAAAAGCACAGUCCCGGAUAUCCAUGUCGAAGGGUGGAUAUGGUGCUCGGGUCCAGAUCCGCGARAAUCUACAUGGACAGAAGCAUGCACACGCAAUGGCUAUCUGUGAUUGUAAUGGACAGGGUCCGUGGAGACCGCUGUUCAAACCAUCACAAAUCCUCAAAACCGAAUUCCCUGAACACGAAUCGUUCCACGAAGAAGUGGACAGCCACUACCGGAACAUGGUUGGGGACAACGUGGACAAUCACUUGCGGUUGCCGUCAACACCGUCGUCCGAACAUCUAUCCACUGGAUCAGACAACAGUGGUGGGUUUAGUGGUUCCGGCAUUAACUACAAUGGCGGYGGUUACGGCGGAAGUGCCGGUGGUAGUAGURCCGGUGACGGAAUCGCCAAGAAGCACAACCACAUGAUCCAUUUGCACCUGAUACCACACAUUUACGUGCCAAUCAUGCACUCAGCUGGUUUCUCCGAGGCCAAAAACUAUCAGGCGAGCAUCGAGGACGGGUCAUCACUAUCGUCGCCUGUCCAGAACUCGGAGGAUACGUCGUCGGAGUUUCACGUCGGCGACGUGKCUGCUACUGGCGGAUCAGGUCAGUCUGGCACUUCCAAUUCUGGCGGUACUGGUGAAAAUCCCUCGUCUGCCACUGCAGGCCCGACCGGUGACCACGAUCACGGUAACUUUAACGGACACUCAGGGGAGACGUCGUACUAUACGAUAACCGACGACACCGUUCAACACCUGCACCAGGACUUGCACGAUCAUUAUGGCAACGGGAUCGACAAUAACCACAACCACGAGUACGAGGCCCCGCCUAACUCGGUACCCGAUGAACCACACCAGUACCAGGUAAGCAAUCGUAAUGUUCGUUUUCAAUGGAUUAAAUGUGAUGUGUUUACAUAA